UCAGUGCAGUGGACGAGACGUUCAUCAUUUGUUUGGAGUGUUUGGACUGUUGUAUUGAUUUAUGUGUAUUACUAGUUCUCUAUUCUUCCACUUGAGCUGAACUUCCGGCAGCCUAGAGCUACGACAUGGGUAUUCCAAAGGUUUUGCUCAUAAAAGUCAUAACGUUAGUAUCGGUUUGCACGAGCGCUCAGUACCAACCCAACUGGGACUCGAUCGACUCGCGGCCCCUUCCCGCGUGGUAUGACCAGUCCAAGUUCGGUGUCUUCAUUCACUGGGGACUCUACAGCGUACCAAGCUUCGAACCCAACAGUGAGUGGUUCUGGUGGAGAUGGAAAGGCAGUGAUCCAUGUCCUGAUGUGGACAAGUUUAUGAAAGACAAUUACAAACCUUACUUCACAUAUUCUGACUUUGCUUCCAGUUUCAGAGCUGAGUUCUUUGACCCUUAUGAGUGGACAGAUAUCCUUCAAGCCUCUGGAGCAAAAUAUGUAGUAUUGACGAGCAAGCACCAUGAUGGGUUUACAAACUGGCCUUCAAAAUAUUCAUGGAACUGGAACUCUGAUAUUGGACCAAGGAGGGAUCUUGUAGAUGAACUUGCUAAUGCAUUACGUAAUGAAACUGACAUUCGCUUUGGGCUCUACUAUUCGCUUUAUGAAUGGUUUAAUCCACUGUAUCUAGAAGAUAAGGCUAAUAGAUUCACAACCAAUGAGUACUGUGUGCAAUUGCUUUGGCCAGAGUUGUUGGAGCUUGUAAAUAAGUAUAAACCUGAUGUUUUAUGGUCUGAUGGAGACACGCAGGCUUACGAUAUUUACUGGAACAGUACAGAGAUCCUGGCCUGGCUUUAUAAUUAUAGUCCAACAAAGGACACCAUAGUGACCAAUGAUCGUUGGGGAUACGGCACUAGAUGCAGACAUGGAGGUUUUCAUACCUGUGAAGAUGAGCAUAAACCUAUGAUUCUGCGGAAGCAUAAAUGGGAGAAUUAUGUGAGUAUUGACAAAGCAUCAUCAGGAUUCAGACGUACCGCCUCACUUACUGACUAUAGAAACAUGGAUGAACUCGUUGAAUUACUUGCUAGCACUGUCAGCUGCAACGGCAAUCUUAUCAUUAAUAUUGGCCCGACAGCUGAGGGUGAUAUCAUACCCAUCUAUGAAGAACGUCUUAGAUCCAUGGGUGAUUGGCUGAAGGUGAAUGGAGAAGCUAUCUUUGAAACUAGGCCUUGGAGGGCACAGAAUGAUACUGUCACCAAAGGAAUCUGGUAUACCAACAAGACGACUGGUGUCUAUGCUAUAAUCCUGGACUGGCCAGCGAACAAUGAGCUGUUUCUAGGUGCCCCUAUUCCUUCCUCGCAGUCCUCCCUGUUCAUGUUGGGGUAUAACCAGCCAUUGAAAUGGUCUGGAUAUGCUGGUAAACCCGGUAUCCACGUUACCAUGCCCCAACUCAACCCAGCGACAAUGCCAUGUCAGUGGGCUUGGGUGAUUAAGAUGACAAUGAUUCAGUAAUAGAGAGAGAUGUGGGAUGGGUUGGUUGCAGGGGAGAAGGACACGUGUCGUGUGCACUGCUAUCCAUAAUGUGUGACUGAGCAGCAUAGCAAUUCUGUAAAAUAUAAAUUUGCUUAUUAGAAAUAGUAGUAGUCCAGUGGGUAAGUUUCGUACUUUGAACCACAAAGUACCAGGUUCAAAUCUCUACAGCAACAGGAAUGUACUUCGGUGAAACAUGAAUCUACAUUUGUGACAUAUGAUUCAGGUGAGGUAAAUGGAUACUUGGCAGGAAUCACUUUCUUUUAAAGCAGAUGUGCACUGGCAGUCUUAAAGGGGAAGUUCACCCUGACAAAAAGUUUAUUGUAGAAUAACAGAA
Molecule: messenger RNA, 1851 nt
Organism: Lytechinus variegatus (green sea urchin)
Lineage: Eukaryota; Metazoa; Echinodermata; Echinoidea; Temnopleuroida; Toxopneustidae
Product: alpha-L-fucosidase-like
Exons: 8
Coding region: 126-1496 (456 amino acids)
Biological process (GO): glycoside catabolic process; fucose metabolic process
Cellular component (GO): lysosome
Molecular function (GO): alpha-L-fucosidase activity
Source: RefSeq, a predicted model, not a curated record